GUUGCCAUGGAAGGGUCCAGGACCCCAUCAUCCCGGGAAGAGCUGGAGCUCUCGAUAGUGGAGGGGCAGCAGGAAGAACUGACGCCUCUGAACAGCCUUCAGAUCCAGCCUUGCUCCACCCAGGACCCUAGCCCCGCACAGACUCGGACCCCGCCUAGAGACUCUUCAGGAAUCCUGUAGAAGGGCGUGGCUGCUCCUUUCAAGGGAGAGCAAAAGAAGUAGAGGUGGUGUUUGAAAGUUAUGUAACUUUUAACUUGUUUUUCUUUCCUUCUCUAAUAAAAUUAAGAGUGAUGGAUUGAAUCAUAUUGUCUCUCUCCCUUCCCCCACUUUCUCUCUCUUUCUCCUGUCCCUUUCUCCCCUUCCCUCUUCCAACACCCCUCCCCCCAGCUACGACCACCUCUAGCAGUAUACAGUCAACUGUCUCCUACCUCUAAGUCCUCCGUGCCCUCCCCCCACCUUCAAACACGUCUUACUUUCUCCCACUUUUGUCAUUGCUUCCUCCGCACUAAAAACAGGUAAAGAGAAGGAGGAAAGCUGCUGAGGUUAGACUGAGGGGUUGUGGACUUGCCUGCUCAGUAUAAGGGAAAUAAUAUCAAAGUUCUUCCUAAGAACUAGCCUCACUCUCUUCUCUUCUAAGGACUUCUCUAAGGAAGUCCUUAGGGGUGUGUCUUUUCUGAUGUCAUAGCUGAGCAUUAGCCACAGAUCAAAUACUUGUAAAACAUCAGAGAGUUUGAAUACUGAACCACUUCUUCUGAUCAACUCCAAAGGUUUGCUUAAGUUUUCCUGGGUACACUAGAUUCUCUGGGCACUCGACCUCCAUCCCUCUUCUGCCCAAGUUCUGACUUUAGUAAAAAAUUCAAAGCUUGAAAACAUUACUCUGUGUCCACAGUGAUUCCUGGAAACACGGUGUGACAAUGUCUUGCUUCAUAGGUAUCUUGGAGACUAAGUUGGCUCCUUAUGUCUGCAUGAAAUAAGACCACAGAUGAAUGGAGUUUGGAAAGUAAUGGCUGAAGGCCAGUGCAAGAAGCCAUAAUCAGGAACUUUCUGUAUAAUUCCCCAGGGCAGGGAUUAGGCAAGAGAAUUAGAAAUACUUGCCUCAAGGUGGGGGUGAACCUGGAAGAAAUUGGAAUAGGGAUGAAUAUUAUUUUUUAAAUACAUUAUGCAAAAUUCUCAAAAAAUUAAGAAAAAAUGUAAAGGAAAAUAAAAAUUCAAACAAAACUUGUAAAAAAAAAAAAAGAAAGAAAUACUUGCCUCUAGUUAGUCAGGUGCAGCACAUCCCCAAAGAUUGAGGCAUUUUCCAGAAAAAAAAAAAAGUGUGUGAUCCCAGAGAAGGCUGUGAAACAAUGUUAAUAUCAUAUGCUCCAUUUAGGCUAUGGGAGCUCUAGACUAUUUGUGGACAGCAGCUGAGAACUGGGUAUCAGAAUUUUAUGAUGGCUUAGGGCCUGCCUUGUUAAAACCAUGCUUUGGUGUCCUAGUGACUUCCUUGUUAGUCAGAUGUAUGCAGAUGUGCCAGACUUCCUCAUAAUUUGGCUUUGUAGGUUACUAAAUAGCAACAUUUCAAUAACUGAGAGAAUGGGGUAAGGGUAGAGAACCUGAAGAACCUUCUAGAAAUACUUGAGUCAUAGCAUUUUAAUAAGGAGAGAGAGAACAAAACCUCAAACCCUUCCCUAACAUGUUCGCCAUCCUCUGACUCUGUAGAAUAGGUUGAAACGUGUUUCAUCAUGAAAAGCUCAAUCAAUGAGGUUCAGAAAGAACUGACUAGCACAAGCACAUGGUUACACGCUUACCAAUUGUGUGUCACCAUCUUAAGUUGUGUGAUAAUAGUUCUGACCUUCGUGCUUAUUUAAGUAGUCCAUACACUUUCUAAACCACACGUUUUGUACCUAUCGCUAUUAUGUGCAGCGGUGUAAACCAUAAGUGCAGUUAAUUAUUAUCAACGUUGAGGGAACUGCCCUAGUUAGCAUUGAACUGUCAACUUGAGAUAGCCUAAAAAUCACGUGACAGGAGUCUCAGCUGAGUAACUGUACCGGGUUGAUCAUCGAUCUGUGUGGAUGUUUGUAAGGGAUUAUCUUGAUUAUCAAUUGAUACAGAGGAUCCAGGCUACUGUUGGGGAUAUCAUUCCUAGGCGAGUAGUCCGGGGCUAAAAGAAACUGGUUUGGCAUGAGCCAGUGUGAGAGCCAGUUAACAGCAUUCCACCAUGAAUUCUGCGUCAGAUUCCUGCUUGAGGUCCUGCCCUGACUUCCCUCAAGGGUGGCCCGAGACUUAGAAGUAUAAGGCAAAUAAACCCUUCCUUCCCCAAGUUGCUUUUGUUCAGUGUUAAAUCCUAAGGGAAAGAAAUGAAAGUGGAAGAGGGAGGAUGCUAGUUCUCUUGUUUGAGAGAUGAAAUAGCUCAGGGAAGAAGCUGAAGCUCAGAGAUAACAACCUAAUGGCGCAGGUUCACUCAGUGCCCUGAAGUUCAGAUUCGGUGUCUUUCAAUGUCUCAGGUCUACAUUGUUCAUCAAUUUUAAGAAAACAUUACGUUGAUUCUGUCUCUGUCUCUGUCUCUGUCUCUGUCUCUGUCUCUCUCUCUCUCUCUCUCUCUCUCUCUGUGUGUGUAUAAAAGUUGGGCUAGGAGUAUAUGAACAAUUUGUCUCUCUUUCUUAAUCUGAAUUGGAACGUAGAGGGAAAGGAAUGUAAACCAUCGAACACAACGUUGUCUAUUGUUACUACAGGUUAGCACCCUUGGGCAAAAUAUUGCAAAAGAAACUGUAGGUAAGAGGGCGAGACUGAGUGUGUCUUAGAGCUCAUGACAGGGGCCCUGACUCAACAUCCCAGAGAUAUCUUAGGUGAUGGCAUCAUCGUUGUAUUAACUAAUAAUAUUCAGUAAAUUGACUGCUCUGUGGUAACCAAGGUUUAUCUGCGUUAUCAAAUUAGCCCUAUUUUUUUAUGCAUUAUUCGAUGUAGUACAAGAACCAAUUGGCUUUUCUGUCCCUAGAUGAAGUGUGUGGAUCAAAUGUGAGGAUAUGAAAGUGCAGGUUUUCCUGUGCAUGGACUUCCUGUUACUGCUGGUUUGUUUGUUUGUUUAUAAUAAACUCUCCUAAUUGAGCCAAGAAGAAGACAAGCUUUUUGGACCAGAGAUAGGUGGACCAGGAAAGGCCCUGGAGUUCCUGUAACAAGAGCGUGGUUGGAAAAUGUAAACUGUGGAUGGCCAUUGUGAGCAUAUUCCUGUGUUUCACUAUAGUGGUCAUUAUAAGCCUGUGCCUUGUAGGAGUGACUUAUAUAGAUGAAGAUGAAAAUGAAAUGCCCGAAUUGUCAUCAAACAAAACAUUUUUCAUCGUGCUCAAGAUUCCAGAGGAGUGUGCUAAUGAAGAGGAAUUGCAUCAUUUGCUCACUAAGAGGCUCACGGACAUGUAUAGACAGUCCCCAGCUCUGAACCGUUUUUUCACUUCUGCUGAUAUCAUGGAUUUCAGUGUUGAAAAUGCCACGGUAACCUAUCACUUGCAGUUUGGGGUUCCAUCUGAAGACGAUGACUUUAUGAAGUACAUGAUGAGCGAAGAGUUGGUGCUGGGCAUUAUGCGACAGAGUUUCCACGAUAAGAAUUUAUCUACUUGUGAGAAUCUCGGGCUUGACCCAGAAUCGCUCCUGCUCUAUGAAUGAAGCGAUGGGGGUUGUGUGAGAAGGCAGUGCUCUGCUGAGUCUCAGACUGAAGACAAUUCAGAAGCAUAUCUAGCAGUGACCUGAAAGAGGAGACAGCCCUCCCACUGAUUCUACACAGAUGUGAAGUCUGGGUCCACCUCAGAAUGGCAGUUUAUGAGAGCUGCCUCAGCUGGGUUCAGGAGCUAGAGGUCUGGGGUGAAUCUAAGAUCCCGCAACAUGGGAUUCUCACUGCUUUGAAGUACUGGCAGCUUCUACUAGUGCAUAAAUGCUUUUCCUGUGUUGUUGCAUAGAUAAGCAUCUGAGUUUGUUCUAGGCAGGUUCUGUUAACCAGAGCUGAUGGGGCAAGUCAAAGCUGCAUCAGGGUAGCCAGGGGAAAGAGGGAGAACCAACCAGUUGUUCACUGAAGCCCUCUCCCCACUCACAAUUAUAUCUGGUGGACCUUUGAUCCAGGGCAAGAGGAAAAGGAAGACAACUCCAAGACCUAAGGAGUGUAGCCCUUCAUCUUCUUCCACUACCUAGACCUGACAGCUGAGCUCAGUCAGGCUUAUCGCUGAGCAUUACAUAUAGAAAGAUGAUCGAAAUGUCUUAAUUGUUUCUCAUCUCUGCUGUGGUCCUGAGAUGACUCUAUCUUUUUUUUCUUUUUGAAAACAUAUGUCUCUGAGUUUUGAUCAGGUACCAUCUUUUAAGAUUGCCACCCAUGUGGGUUAUUAUUAUUAUUAUUAUUAUUAUUAUUAUAAAAGUCAUCAAAGGAUCAUUAAGACUGCUUAAAUUUCUGCUAUUGAUACCACACACUGGCUUUGUGUUGCUUGGUAUCACCAACCUCCCCGUAGGAUUUAAAUUCUUGAGGUGUUGUUUGCGUGUCUUCCUACAGAUGAUCGCUGAGCAGAGAAUUUCUGUCCUUUUGAAACUGUCCCAAAUGAUAUGGCAGUCCCUUGGAGGGCCAGAAGGAAGCUAAUGACUGUAUCAGUCACCUGUGGAUAUAAAUUGCCUGUCGUAAAAGAACUGAAUGGUUGUUUUGUUGGGGGAAAUUGCCUUCCUGGAAAUUUUCUGGGAGAGUUAGUUUCAUUGUUGUAUAAUGAGAAAUUCCCCAGGCUGAUACCUUAGAUUAGUCAGGUCUCUAUGGCAGACAACUGUGCAUGAGUAUGUGUCAAGUGUAGGGUUCUGAACACUGUGAACUUGUUUUCUUAUUUAAGGACUAUAUACUAUAGUAAUAUAGUAUAAUGAUAAUGGCUACAAUGUAACUUAUGGUUUCAUUUUUCAGGAUAGUUCCUUAAGCUCCUGAAACAGGUGGAGUUUUCUUCUUCCCCUUUAUUUUAUUUAAUUUUAUUUUUUUACAUGUCAACUGUGAACUUCCGUGUCCCUUUACUUUUUCUAAAGUAAUGAGGAAUUUUAAUAUAUAAUGAUCUAAAAGCAUUUACAAUAAACUAUUUUUUUUUCAACU
This is a messenger RNA of Rattus norvegicus (Norway rat), 5077 nucleotides long. NCBI's taxonomy places the organism in Eukaryota, Metazoa, Chordata, Mammalia, Rodentia, Muridae. The record is from RefSeq and is a predicted model, not a curated record.